Molecule: messenger RNA, 3480 nt
Organism: Rhodotorula toruloides NP11
Lineage: Eukaryota; Fungi; Basidiomycota; Microbotryomycetes; Sporidiobolales; Sporidiobolaceae
Product: SWI/SNF family DNA-dependent ATPase Ris1
Exons: 25
Coding region: 1-3480 (1159 amino acids)
Cellular component (GO): cytoplasm
Molecular function (GO): ATP-dependent chromatin remodeler activity; metal ion binding; ATP binding
Source: RefSeq, a predicted model, not a curated record
AUGGCCGCCACGACCAUGACGGCCCGCGAGCUCCUCACCAAGGUCUUCCAAGGCGAACAGACCCUCACUCCCGAGCUUCUCUCGUGCGAGAACGACUUCGCCAUGCACUUGAUGCGCUAUCCAAACGACACUAACUUUGUCGCCGCGCGCAAGCCGGGCGUGAACUACGGCGAGUUGAUCUGCAUGGAGGAGUCGUGCUACAGCGAAAUCGAGCUCAGCCCGAACCCGAACCUGCCUGAUGGUGGUAUCGGACGCGGCUUCGGAUGGCUCUUCAAGUACUGGGAGCACAUUGACAGCUCUCCGGAGCACAAGGCUGCCCGCGGCGCGCGUGUCAUCAGGGACAAGCAAAUCAAGAGCGAGAUGCCUCCCGAUGCCUGGACUCCCAAAGUCAAGAAGACUUCGUCGUCGAGCGGAGCAUCCUCGACUGCAGCGUCGGGCUACGCCAGCGGCUCGGGCAUCAAGGCGGAGGACAGAGUCUUCGGCGGUUACGACGGAACACCUCGCGCAUCGACUUCCGGUUCGUCGUCCAAGAGCAACACCAAGAAGCGCCCGUCAGACCCGCUGUACCGCUCUUCGGUCCGCGGAAUGCUCACGGACGACGACGCCGACCUCGCGCGCGACAAGAAGCCGAAACUCGAAGCCACGCCGGGCGUCCUCGCCGAGCGCCGCAACGAGCCUCAGGCCGGCGCCGCACCCGUCAUCGUCCCUCUCCAGCCUACGAUCGCCGAGCAGAACGCCUACAAGGAGGCCAAGUCCGCGCUCGAGCGCUACGAGCUGCUCGCCGAAGACUUGAGGACUCGCCCGACGGCUCAGCGCGACGCGGGCUUCUACGCCCAGCUCGACCUCCUCAACGGCCACAUCGCCAAGCAAAGGCAGAUUAUCGAGAAUAGCAAGAAGCGCUUCGGCGCCGCCAUCGAGCCCGUCGUCCAACCUCGCCCCGCUGCCGCAGCUGCCGCCAUGCCCGGCGCCUUCCCCGGUGCGGUUGGCGGCUACGCCGCUGCGAUGGAUCCCGCCGCCGCCGUCCUCGCCCGCUUGUCGGGGUCGCGGAACGCUGCGAACGACGACAGCGACGACGAGGCGAUGUGGAACAACUUCGCCCCGGUCACGCACGAGGACUUUGAUCACUUCAUCAAGGCCGCUCUCGAGGGCGAGGGCUUUGAGGGCAACGAGAACGUCAACGCCGCCGCUGCCGCCAUCGGUCUCAAAUCGCAGAAGGAGCCGAUCCAGCACAUGACCGUUGACUUGAUGCCUCACCAGAUCAUCGCUUGCGCCUGGAUGAAGGAGAGGGAGGCUGACAAGACGUUUGGCGGCAUCCUCGCAGACGAGAUGGGUCUCGGCAAAACCAUCGAAGCUAUCGCCAAUUGCCUCAUCAACCCGAGCGCCGACCCCGAGGAGAAGACGACUCUCGUGGUUGCCCCGCUCGCGCUUCUCAACCAAUGGGAAGCGGAGCUCACCGACAAGGUCGAGAGGGGCCACCUCUCCAUCUGCAAGUACCACGGCCCGGAGCGCAGCAAGUACUCCGCAAAGAAGCUCCGCAAGUUCGACUUCGUCCUGACGACCUACGGAACGCUCGUCACGGAUUUCGCCGACGAGGAGAACCUCGAGAAGAAGGCCAAGAAGGCGGCGAAGAAGGCGGACAACCCGGAGGCUUGGGAAGACUUCCUCGCGCCUCACGAGGACGGCCCGCUCUUUAAGAUGGGCUUCUACCGCGUCAUCCUCGACGAAGCUCAGUACAUCCGCAACAAGGCGACGAAAGUCAGCAGGGCUGUCACGAGGAUCGACGCGCUGUACAGGUGGGCUCUUACGGGGACCCCCGUCACCAACAGUCUCGCAGACCUGUACCCGCUCUUCCGCUUCCUUCAGCUCAAGCCGUGGUACGACUGGGCGAGGUACCGCGAGAACGUCAUCCACUACGAGAAGAAGAACCCCGAGAUCGCCGGUCGAAAAGCGCAGGCCAUCCUCCGCACGUGCAUGUUGAGGCGCAAGAAGGACUCGAAGCUCGACGGCAAGAACCUCAUCGAACUCCCGCCGAGGAACGUCGAGCUGCACGAGCUCGAGUUCUCCGAGGAAGAGCGUGACAUUUACACGGCGAUCGAGGGGAAGGCGCAAGCCAAGUUCAAUCGCUUUUUGCGCCAGGGCACAGUCCUCAAGAAUUACGCACAUAUCCUCCUCCUCAUCCUGCGUCUUCGCCAGAUCUGCUUCCACCCCGCCCUCGUCGCCGACGCUGAGAAGACUGCUGAGCACCAAGAGGAGGCGAAGGAGGCUGUCAAGGACGAGGCGAAGCGCGCGAAGAACGAGGUCGGCAAGGCCUUCGUCGACAAGAUCCGCAAGAUGCGUCUCGACGCCGCCGUCGAGCGCUGCAACGCCGAGCAGCAGGGUACUGAUGCUGCUGGCGACGAGUGUGCUAUCUGCAUGGAGGACUUCCACGAGAGCGAGCAGGGCGGCGCCGUCACUCGUUGCGCGCACAUCUUCUGCUACACCUGCCUCGUCGACGUCAUCAACGCCGAGCAGCGCGGCGACCACGACGAGGAGGGCGCUGACAAGAAGUGCAAGGCCGACCAACGGCCUUGCCCGAUCUGUCGCCAGCCUUGCGGUCUCAAGGAUAUCUUCAAGCUCGCCGCGUUCGAGCCGACUGACGAGGAGCUCUGCACGGCCGCCAACAUGGAGAUUGACCGCGAGGAGGACGACGAGGACGACACGCUUGGCGGCUUCAUCGUUCCCGACCACGAGGAGGAUGACGACGACUUCGGGAAGUCGGUCUCGAAGAAGAAGCCCAAGCAGCCGAAUCGCGCGAUCAUCCAGGACUCGGACGACGAGGAGCAGGCCGAGCAGAGCGAAGCCGAGGAGGAGCCCGCCCCUCGCAAGGACAAGGGCAAGGGGAAGCAGAAGGAGAAGCCCGUUUACGAGCUCAAGUUCAUCAAAGAGCAAGAGCCGAGCACGAAGAUGAUCUGGGCCGAGAAGGAGGUCGAGCGCAUGCUGAAGGAGAACCCCGACGACAAAGUCAUCAUCAUCUCGUCCUUCGUCUCCGCUCUCGACAUGAUGGACAUCUACCUCGAGUCGAAGGGCCACAGGACGGUCCGCUACCAAGGCGACAUGAGCAUCACCGAGCGCGAGGAGUCGAUCAGGAUCCUGAAGAAGUCAAAGAAAUGCCGCAUCAUGCUACUCUCGCUCAAGUGCGGAGGCGUCGGCCUCACCCUCACGCGCGCCAAUCGCGUCAUCUCGCUCGACCUCGCCUGGUCGAACGCCGUCGAGAACCAGGCCUUCGACCGCGUCCACCGCAUCGGCCAGAAGAAGGAUGUCUUUGUCAACCGCUUGACGAUCAAGGACACGAUUGAGCAGCGCAUCCUCGAGCUUCAGAAGAAGAAGCAGGGCCUCGCUGAUGCUUCGCUCGGCGAAGGCGGCACUUACAAGAUGGGCAAGCUUACUGUCGCCGACCUCGCUGCGCUCUUCGGCCUCAACGUUCGCGGGCAGCGCGUCUGA